Messenger RNA from Myripristis murdjan (pinecone soldierfish), 2810 nucleotides. It is a transcript of the gene tmem110l, whose product is annotated as transmembrane protein 110, like. The coding region runs from base 287 to 1201 and encodes 304 amino acids. Gene Ontology annotation, cellular component: membrane. NCBI's taxonomy places the organism in Eukaryota, Metazoa, Chordata, Actinopteri, Holocentriformes, Holocentridae. The transcript has 8 exons. The record is from RefSeq and is a predicted model, not a curated record.
GUCUCCCUGUUACUUGACGCUUGUGUUUUCGUUGUCAAAAACAUGGAUGUAAGUCGGAAAAUAGACCCUCCAAUUUACUUUUCCACGACGAUGUGCAACAGCAGCGGCUUUGAACACUAAACGGAGACUUCGCCUUGUUGUCUGGAGCCUCGGCGAGUUACAAACCCAGGCGGCUGGUUCGUCCCAUGUGAAGAAAGGCUGAAUCCCCGUUUUCCAGCCGAGGAAGUGCCCCUCUCCUCCGCCUUUUGUCUCGCGCGGAUGUGUUGUUGUUUUUAAACUUGUCAGCAUGGACAUGUACGGCUACAACGGGAUUUUUCUGGUCAAAAGACUAUUAAAAAAUGCAGCGUUUGAAGUCACAAAUAUGUCUGAUAUUAACAAGGCGAAUCCCCACGGCUGCGAUAACGGAGCUCUGACGGACCGGUUCGGCGUCUUGAUCCAGGGGCUGCUGGCUAUCGUCGCCUUCAGCACGCUCAUGUUGAAAAGAUUCCGGGAGCCUGUAGGGAUCAGACGGCCCUGGAGGAUCUGGUUUUUCGACACGUCCAAGCAAGCCAUCGGUGCUCUUUUCAUCCACUUCGCCAACGUCUUCCUGUCCACGCUCACCAAAGAGGACCCAUGCUCACUGUAUCUGAUGAACUUCCUGCUGGACGCCACGCUGGGCAUGCUGGUCAUCUGGCUCGGUGUGAAGGUGGUGUCCAAGCUGGUGGAGUACAAGCAGUGGACACUGCUCACCUUUGGAGAAUAUGGUGACCCGCCCCAGGCAGCGGCAUGGCUGGGCCAGUGUGGCAUCUACCUGCUCAUCAUGGUGCUGGAGAAGGGUGUGAUCAGCCUGGUGCUGCUCAUCCCCGGCUGGUCCAGUUUGCAGGAGGUGUUACUGAGCUACAUCGCGAACCCUCAGCUGGAGCUGGUGCUGGUCAUGCUCAUUGUGCCCUUCAUAGUCAAUUCCAUCAUGUUCUGGGUGGUGGACAGCCUGAUGAUGAGGAAGUACAAGACAAUGAAGAGCCUGGACGACUCCUGCGACAGCGCCGUCAAGAAGGCCGACUCGCUGCCCUGGGACACUAACGACGAGUCCCGGGUCCUGCUGACCAUCGAGACGGACACAGAGGAGGCCUCAGAAGGAGAAGAGGAGCCAGACGCUAUAGAGCCAGUCCCCCAUGUGCAGUACUCGGGAGGACCCUUGAAGCCUAGCUGGGUGGUGGUGUGAGCCCAGGUGAUGUGACUCCCUUCCUGUCCGUCCACAAUAUAUGCACUCAUACAGUACAUGCUGCGUACUAGCAUGUGCCACAUCCUGUUAGGCAGCGCUGGCAGGAGCAACAACCCUCAGCUCCCAGCAAACACUACGAGUAAACCCCAAAAGCUAAAUGCUGAUGAAUGCCUUGUCUCUCUUCACAUUACAUGCCUAAAUACCAGCUUUACUUGCAAGGGAAGACAAAAUUAAUAUUUCACCUCUGAAUGUCUUAAUAAUCCAACUCUGCAACCUAGGAUGCCUCCUCUUCCACUGAAGGCGUGAAUCAUGUAUCUGCCUUGCUGAUAGAUGAAAAGAAUGAGAUGAAUGUUAAUCAAAUAGCUUUCAGGAAUUAGAAGCUCUUUACCUUCUCACAUUGCUGCCUCUGUUUACUCUAAGUAAACAUCAGCUGAAAGUAUUUUAGUGUGUGAAGAGUGAUUAUCAGGGAGCACAGGCACCCGCAGGGUGAAACUCAAGGGUGAUAAUGAAGAAAAGACAGAAAUAAAUCUUCGUCUUCUUUCCAUGCUGGGGAUUUUUGGGAAGGGUGUUGCUCUCCAAAGUGUCAUUAAUCAUGUAUCAUAUUCCAAAGAGCAGGGGGAGAGUUAUACACAUAUAUACGCUCUCUAAUGUUUUACUUGAUCAAACGUAAUCAGUUGGAAUCCACCUUUUUAAAUAAGGUAUAAUUACAGUCAUUCCUGCACGCUCUCCCUCUGGCUGCUCGCUGAAAUUGCAAGGAUCGUUAAUAUACUUCUUCAACGUGUCUAAUUUGGAAAAACCACUGAUCUGAUGUCGGCCGUGUUGUUUUCGGCUGCGGUUAUGAUGGACCAAGCAUGAUGAGAGCUACGGUUAUGCUGCAACUCUAUGAAAAAGUUUUAGUCCUCUUCUAGAGGAUGUUUUAGAAGACAUGUCUUGUGCAUAGAAAACUGUUUGUUGUUAUGGUAAAGAAGGACCAGGUCAUUACUUAUUGCUAAUUGUGCAGUGAUUUGCAUAUUGGUAAUACUUUAAGUGGGAUGCUAACUGUGUAUUCUUGUUAGCAAGAUAUGGUACAUUGUUCUUAUUUAUUCUGUUUAUAUUUUAUGUAUAUUCAACUUGAUGUAUUGUGGUCUAAUCUGUGGUAACAGCAUUGUGAUGGGAUUUUUUUUACUGAAUAAAGAGAAUGGGAGAUUUUUUAAAUUUUUUUUCAUUAAUGCCAAACUAUAGGUGAGAAACAGCCACUGAAUUCAGUAUGAACCAUUGUAGGCCAAUUAUAUACUGAAUUUGUUUCCAGCAGUUUCUUAAAUAUAUCCGUGUGAUAAGUUUGAACUUUAUUCAUUAGUAUCUGCAAUUAAUCAUCCAUAACAUUUCCAAUCAGUUGUUUACAUUUAUGGUGUUACAGACAAAAAGUCUUUUUGUUUUGCAUACGGCCACAACAUUUUAUUUUGUAUUCCAGUGUAUAAUUUUUUAAACAAUCCAAAUUAUGGACUGUGGAUGAGGCGGCUGAGCGCAUCCUGAGUGACGGCAACUAAAAAAGACUGUAAUGUGCUAUGGUGCUUCUUAACGAAUGUAUCUCUUUACUUUGUACUAUGAAUAAAGAUCAAUGACAUAUGAA